Molecule: messenger RNA, 1104 nt
Organism: Cucurbita pepo subsp. pepo (vegetable marrow)
Lineage: Eukaryota; Viridiplantae; Streptophyta; Magnoliopsida; Cucurbitales; Cucurbitaceae
Source: RefSeq, a predicted model, not a curated record
CUUCUUCUCCAAUUUUUUAAAAAUUUUCAAUCUUUGUAAUGGCAAAUCUUCCUCGUUUUGGUCGAACAUGGAACCGUUUCUCUUCCCUGCCCCGCCCUGGCACGGCCCCACGGCUUGAUGUUCCGCCGCCGGCUGCCGCGUCGGAGCCGGAAGUUUAUCCACCGCCUCCGCGCACUGCCAAUGUUCUUCAAACUUCUCCUAUUAAAGAAAGGUCUCCUCGAAUCCCAUCUCCGGUUAGGAAAUAUCCCUCGCCUCCUACUUCUCCCAAAUAUAGGGCGGCUGCCCCCAGCACUUCGCCCCGCAAGCCACUAUCUCCUCCUCCGACGUAUAACCGUUACGACGGAGAACGGCGGACCAGUGCUUUAGCUUCUCCUAAAACGUUCAAAACUACCUAUACCUCUCCGCCACGAUCACCGGCGAAACAUAAAUAUUCCACCUCCACUCUCCAAGCACCACUCUCUCCUCUGGCUCUGCCUAGCUUGGAGAAGAGACAUGAACCUGAGCCUAUGGUUCGACCCAGGAGCCCACCGGAGGUCCAGCAGAAAUCGGUGCUUUACCAGAAGACGACUAGCGAGAAGCCUGCGAAAACCGACCACCGAGCAUCGGAGUACAGCUCAGGCAAACCCCAGCAGAAGCAAACGCAUCAGCAGCAAAGUGAUGUUAUAAACAUCAAAGGAGAGAACGUAGGCGCCGUCAUGCACAUCACUCAAUCAUCUGAUGCCACAGAAACCCACAAGAAAAAGCCAACCGUAAGCUACAGCAGCGAAAACGAGAAAGAUUCAAACAAAUCAAGCUCCAACAUGCCUGGAAAAUCGUUCAUGAACAGCAAUUUUCAAGGUGUCAACAACUCCAUUCUCUACAAUUCGUCUUUGAGCCACCGUGAUCCAGGCCUGCACCUUGCUUUCACCAAGAAGCCCACCCAUGCCGAUUCUGUUCAUGAUUCCAGGCACUGAAUGGACCAACCUCAUCAUUACCACUCUCUUAUUUGGUGUCAUAUGCUAAAAUAAUUAUCAAAUAAAGCAACAAUAUUAUAAUAAUUAAAGCAUUUUAUAUUCAUAUUCACCAUUCAUAUGGGAUGUAUUUUCAAAUGGUUUUAACCAUUUG